CAAGAAGUCACCGUUCACCAAUUCGUAUAUAUAUAGCGCCUAUACAGCUGGCCUGAAAUAAUCAUAUACUUGAAAGAAAGAUAAAAAGUUAUUGUCCAUUCAGUGUGAAUCGACAGCGCAACCAUGGUGCAAUCAGAGGAACCGCUUCGGAAUUUGUUGAAGAAAAUCGCUAAAGAACAUAAUUAUGAGAACCCUGAAAUAAUUAUAAAUAGUAUAUCAAGUGGUGGCGCGAACUACACAUCUACACUGUAUACAGCGAUCAUUAAAGCGAAGAAUAAAGAGGAUCUUAAUUUAUUCGGCAAAGUUGCAGCGGUCGGCGAAAAGUUUCGAAGCGAGGCAACCAUAGACUUUUAUGGCAAUGAAAAAUUUGCUUACACAACAUUAUUUAAAAUCUUUGAAGCUUUAGAAGAAGAACAUGGAGUGCCUGAGGAGCACAGAUUGCCGUUCGUCAAGUUCUACGGAUUUGAUGCUUCCGCGCAGUACCUGGAGACCAUGGUGCUGGAGAACCUAAUAACGCAGGGCUACGAAGCUUUCGACAGGUUUAAGUCAUAUGACUGGGAGUACGCUUCUGCCGCAAUCACGGAAUUAGCCAAGUUCCAUGCUCUUUCCUACGCAUUUCAAAAAAAAGAUCCAGAGGAAUUUCAAAAGACUUUAGAUCGUCCAAGCGUAGAUUGGGAAGUUGUUGGUAUAGAAGGAACGAUAAAAAGAUCUACUGCUGUUGCAUUACGCUCCGUUAGACCAGAACAUAAAAAUUCUUUGGAGAAGUUUAUGAGUCGAAACAUAAACGAAUUGUAUAUUGAUUUCUUCAAACCCUCUCGUACAACAGUGAUCACACACGGAGACUUCAGGGGCAACAACUUGGUACACAGAGUGCGGAAGGACGGUAAGGUGGACAUCAAGAUACUGGACCUGCAGACCCUGCAGGCCGGCAGUCCGGUGAUGGACCUGCUGUACUUCAUUUUCACGGGGUCCGACGAGCAGUUCCGCGCUAAGUACUUCGACCGGCUCGUGGAGCACUACUACUCGCAGCUCAGCGCCUCCAUGAGGAGGCUGCACCUCAACCCCCACGAGAUCUUCCCUAAGGAGGACUUUUACGCGGAACUUAAAGAGAAAAUGCCGUACGCGUUGACCUUGUCAGUUUUUAUCUUGCCGAUGAUGACGAUUAACCCUGAGGACGCGCCCAAAGUAGACGAAGAUCUCACAUUUGCAGACUUUGGAGUCGAGAAGACCAGCGACUUAUACAUUAAGAGAAUCAAUGGAGCCAUCGAUGAUUUCGUCAGAUGGGGAGUGUUGAAAUAAAGAUGCAACUAGCUAGAUACUUUAUUUGUACAUGACUGUACAUAGAAUUAUGCAUUUUGUUAUAAAAUAAGUAGUACCUAAUGAGCGCAUCCGGCCG
Helicoverpa zea (corn earworm) is the source of this 1396-nucleotide messenger RNA. RefSeq lists its product as uncharacterized. The record is from RefSeq and is a predicted model, not a curated record. Lineage: Eukaryota; Metazoa; Arthropoda; Insecta; Lepidoptera; Noctuidae. The transcript is spliced from 3 exons. The coding region runs from base 124 to 1299 and encodes 391 amino acids.